Molecule: messenger RNA, 5419 nt
Organism: Diabrotica balteata
Lineage: Eukaryota; Metazoa; Arthropoda; Insecta; Coleoptera; Chrysomelidae
Source: the annotation of a GenBank genome assembly
AGUUUCAGCCAUCACGAACCACAAUCGCUUUACUUACGUACGUUACAAAAAAAAAUUUUAAAAAUAUUAGUGCAGCGGCGGUGACAGGCUGGAACAGUGGUUGUAAGGUGACAUUGGCAUGAAAAUAGCAGUUACGGACCAAAUGGAUCCGGGCCCUUUGCGCGUCUUACAAAAGAAACGAACCACUAAUUUCCGUGAAGACGAAACCAAACUGUUAAUACAACUAUGGGGCAGUCCGCAAAUACAAAACAAACUCUACCUCACACAUCGAAAAGCCCCCGUUAUGAGGCUUUUGGCUGCCAAUAUGCAACAUCGUGGAUUUUACAGAACCCCCGAUGAGAUCAAAACGAGACUGAGGAACCUGAAAUGCUUGUACCACCGAAUUAAGAGGUCUGUGCAGACUGGAGUAGGCAGAGGAACAGUCGAUCCUGAUUGGCCACAUUACAAAGCCAUGGACGAGAUUCUUAGCAAAAAGAAGCACAGCAGACCCCAGGACAUCUACAAGGAUGGCAACAUCUUCGAAGGUCCAAGAUGUGAGGAUAUCAAGCAGGAGAUCAUCGAUGAGGAGCUCGAUAUCAACGAUGAUAUGGAUUCAUACACCACCAACAGCCUUGGGGGGUCCGAAGUUGAUGCGGAAUUCGAUGAGGAAGCUGUCCAUGUGCCACCUUUAUCAGCCGUACAAGCUGUACUUUCUCCCGAGAAACCGAAAGAUAUUGGUUUCACACCGAUCAAAAUCGCGCCAAAACCAAUACAAAACCAGCCCAAGCCUGCCACUCCCAGUCCAACAACAAAUAUUCAGAUCCCCUUGAAAACUAAUGCGUCUGGAACGCCAUCUAUACCUUUCCCUUUGCUGAUUUUGAACGGACUACCUAAUCAGAAUCUGCAAGUCAACCAACUCAAGAAAGACGAUAGUAGUCCAAAUAAACAAGACGAUGUACCUGCCCUUCUAAAAGGUCUUAUCGAGAUUCAAAAAGAGAACCUAGAAGUCCAAAGACAGCGACUAGAAAUCGACAAAGAAAAGCUUGACUUCCAACGGCUCGUUGGGACCCAACUACUCACAUUUCUGCCUCUUUUCGGAAGUCUGGUCCACAAGCUCACCUUUCCAAACAAAACCGAAGAUGAAGAAAGUGACGAGAAACAAGGGAAGAAUGGAAAGAAACGACCUCAUCCCGACAGCGGGCUUGAUAUACUUAAAGACAGUAAAAUACUGCGAAGUGUGUUAGAAGAAGGUAUUAAAAAGUACAUGAUGGGGGACAAUAGUGAAAAGAAUGAUAAUGACAUUAAAGUAGAGGAUGAAAGUGAUGAUAAGUGAACUUUUAUAUAAAAUGUGAUGAUUUUUUACCAUAUGUGAGGCUUUCUAAUAUACUUGGUAACAUUUUACUCGGUGAUACUCGUAUAGUCACACAGUCUCAUUUUUAUAAAAACAAUAAUCUCUAAGAGAACUGAAUCACAGUAAACGUUAAAUUCUAUUUAUAUUGUUCCUCGAUCUGUUAUUUCUUUUGAAUCUUGCUUUGGCGAUCUCUUUACCAUUUGAUGCACGUUUUUGUCACUAGCUAAAUUUCAUCUUAUUUAUCUUUUAGAUUUGAUUUUUUUACAAUUACGCGUACAGUACACUAUAUACAAUAUUAUAUUACAGAAGAGAAAGUUUAAACGAAAGGUUAUUAUUACAAUCGGGUUAAUGUAUAUUUGUACUAUUUAACCUAAACUGUUUGUUCUAAACAUAAAGCUUUGUGAAUAUGUCAUUAUAUAAUAGGUGACUAAGAUUAAUGAAUAAACUAGAACAAAUAAAAUAAAAACACGCUGUGGAGUUCGACACAUAUCUCCCUUAUAGGCACUUUUUUUCCUAGAAAACGUCUUUAAACAAGAAUGGGACGAUAAAUAAAAUAACAUCGAAAGCUACUAACCUAGACACCUUAGAUUUGAUGACAAUGUUGUUUUAUCAAAAGAUUGUAAGUGUAGAGUUGAUAGUAAACGGAAUCAAAACCACAGAUAAAAUAAAUGACAAUCUAAAAACAGAUGGGCACGUAAAGUAACAGACCAAAGACCAUGGCUAAUAGGCAUCUAAACAGAUAAAUGCAGAUCCCAUUAAAUAUAGGUAUAUGAUAUCCGAUCUACAGUAGGAAAACAAGGGAUACGCUAAGCACAUCACAAGUCAAUGGAGAAAUUUGAGUGGGCGCUCUGUAAGUGUCUCCACUUACAUCCAAGAUUUUCCUACUUUUCUGAUAUGUGCCUGCAAGAUGUCUUUGAUCCUUUUUCUGUGUCCUUGUGCAUUUUAAUCUAAGACACAUUUUUCAUAAACAUAUUCAGGUUUCCUUAACGUAUGCCCAAUCCAUUUCCACUUGCCCUGCAUAAUUUUCUCGAGAAGCAUGCUUCCCUGCGUUGUAAAUUGCCAGCUAUCUCUCCACCUUUUGGAAGAUUUUGCUAAUGUUCGUUGGCUAGGGAGUUUAUCUUCAAGUCACCGAUUGUUAAUAAUUCUUAUAAAAAGUUUUUAUACUUGACUUUAAGAGUACUACUAGAGUCUUGUUCCAAUCUUUAGGGAUUUUGCUAUUAUGGAAACAUCUUGCUUGUUUUCAAGAGCCCGGCAAUUGUACCGUCGUGUCCUGAAGCUUUAUUAUUUUUUUAGUUCUUUUAAAGCUCUUUCUAUUUCGAAUCCCUCUAUCUUUGGUAGUACCUCUGAUCCCACGUUUUUAUUAUUUAUUUUCUUUUUGAUUUUUUCGUUUGUUGAUCAUUUAGACUUGCUUUACGAGCUUUACAAGGUUUUGUAGAAGUCUUCGACUAUCUUUAUUUUUUUAUGUUUGUCUUUCUCUUCCUUAUUAUUGGUGUCUUUAAUUUUAAUGAUUUUUUAAACAUCCAGUGCUGGUCUUAGACAUUUUAUUAGACCAGUGUUGUUUUCAAAGACUUGCUCUAUUAAGUUAUCUGCUUCUAUGCUUGAGUAUGGUUUUCCUAUAAUAGUUGUCUUCUUUUCUUCAUUGGUUGUUUAGUUUCGUUGCUUAGUUUGUCUUCUUUAAUUCUUGUUUUCUUCAUCUAAAGGAUCUGAUUCGAACUUAUCCACUAAAAAAGACCUUUUGGAACCCCCCUUCAUGUGCUCUUACUUUAAAGGCAUCUAUCCGAUAUUUUUUUUAAUAUCUUUUUUCAUGUUAAUAUUUAUUUUCGCUUUAACUAUACGAUGGUUACUACCAGUUGUUAUGUUGUUUGUUUAUUGUUGUGCCGUCUUCAAAUAUUCUUGUGUUGAAAGAUAUUUAUAGCAUACAUGUUUUCUUUUUCCAGGAAUACCAAAGUUUUUCUCCUCUUGCGUUUCUUGUGCCGAAUUCGAAAUUUCCAAUCAUGUUUUCGGAUUUCUUCUAGUCAUCCAAGUCAUUUACAUAGAUAUACCAUAUUAGAGAUGGCACAUUCAUAUUUUUGGUGGAAUAAUACGCUACCUUCAUAACAUGUUCCUUGUUGAACAACUUAAUGGAUCUAACAUAGCAUUAAGGUAGGUGGAAAUAUACAAUCUUGGCGCAUAGAGACUGCCAGGUCAAUGGAUAUUAUGUGUUUUAGUAUAUAUAUUCCUAACAUUCAUUCCUAAUAUUCAAUUGAGAAUAUUAUCUGGGAAGCCGUAGUGUUUUACAAUCUGCUACAUUUUAUCUUGUAUUCACCGAAUCAAAAUGCUAUUGAAAAUUUACAAAAACUAUUACAAGAACCUCUGACUUUUAAGCUUAAUUUGAGCUUAUAUCUAACUUGGAACUGUAAGUGGAUUUAUAUAAUAUAAAAACAGACAUAUUUAUAAAUAAUGUAAUAAACCAUUAUUACAUUAUUUAUAUAAUAUACCAAAUGCAGGACAAUUAUUCCAUAUUGCAGAAGAUCGAGAAGCCUUCGCAAUGGUGAUCGCUAACGUCGGAUAAUUCUGAUAUGGCACGCGAAGAAGAAGAAUAAACCAUUUAUCGCAUUUUGUCACAUCACCCUACAAAAGCUUGAUCACAAGUUAUUUCUUAAUUUCAUUCGGAUACCUGUUCAUUCCAUAUUCUUUUAAAGAAGAAAUAACUCAUUUCCCUGUUACUUAAAUAUUUCUAAAAUAUUGAUUUCGUGGUUUCAAGUUAACUGUAAAAGUUUUCUUUGGUGUUUCCCUCUACUUAUUUCUACACGCUAAAUUUAAUGGUUCGACAGUUAAUUACCAUGAUAACGGACCAUUGUUAAAAGGACAAAACUAAAUGUUGCCAAGUAUAAAUUAAAUUAUUUACUUCAUUAUUUAUUUUACCAUUCCUUUUAUAUUAUGAGGUAGGUACACACAAAGGAGAUAUUCAUAAAGAUUGAUCCUUGUGCCAUAUUUCCAUUUGUAGACUUACAAGUAAGCAAGCAAUUUAAUUUAACCCCAAGCCUGAGAGACUUGCACACUUAAAAUGACAUUCGGGUGUUACAAUUCAUUGGAGCGAGGUGUAUUAAUUCGUGUAAGACAGGAAUCAUUCCACCGCGCCUCAAUGUUCCAGACUAUUCCUUUUUUAUAUAUAGCACUCUGUUGCGCGAUAGGGGCACUCUUAUCAGUCAAAUGCUAUUCGUGUAGGAGUCCUGGGUACUAGAACUCCAAUAGGAUAUCCUAACCGAUCUAUCCAGGCUAGCAUGAGUCGCUUUUUUCCUGCUUUCUCUGGUAACUUAUCCGCGAAACUGAAAUUGCUCGCUCGGGCCUCAAGUCUCCGCUCCGAGCUAGGCCCAGUUUGGCGACUUGGUGCUCGAGGAUUUGGACCCUUUGUGUCCGGGUUUUGGGGUUUUUGUUAAAUUUUUGGUGGCUUCGCCUUUGUUAGUAUUUUUUUUAUUUUAUUGAUGGCCGAAGCCGUUUUUUUUAAGAAUGUCCUGAAAUAAAAAUCUUAUUAGUGGGUCUACACAGUGCUGGGAAUGUCUACGUCGAUAGAGCUACGAAUUUAUCUGCUGAUUUUUGUAGACUUUGUGCUCCAGCCAUACUAUAAAUAGUUACCAGGUAAUUUUGGCUCCUCAGAUAAUGUAGGCUGAACAAACUUAAACUAGAGAAGGCCGGCCACCUACUCAAGUUUCGAUAUACGAAGUGGGCAAAAGUAUGUAGACGCCACCUACCUUAGGUGGCAUACAAUUGAACAGAACUGUCAGCAAAUCGUUUAAAACUCUCGUUAGUGUGUACCUCCCUUUGAAAUGUUUUGUGAUUUUUAAUUUAGGUUGUAUUUAUUUAUUUUUAGCUUUAGAAAUUCGCUUCGUGAUAUGAUUAUAACAUUCCAAGUCAUUCCUGUUUUAUGUUCAAACGUUUUGUGAUUUUUAUUUUAUAUUGUACUUAUUUAUUAUUAUUUAUUUAUAGACUUAGGAAUUCGCGUACGUUGAGUUAUACAACAGUUUCGAUCGCAUAUUUUUACUAAUAAGUACAAAUUUAGUUGCGAAGUGUUUGUUUUGAGAAAAAAAUAAAAUAAAAGUAUUUUCGACU